Vicugna pacos (alpaca) is the source of this 1341-nucleotide messenger RNA. It is a transcript of the gene CCDC32, whose product is annotated as coiled-coil domain containing 32. The record is from RefSeq and is a predicted model, not a curated record. Gene Ontology annotation, biological process: cilium organization. Lineage: Eukaryota; Metazoa; Chordata; Mammalia; Artiodactyla; Camelidae.
CGCCAAGUUGGGCGGUGGUUGGAGGACUCCAGGGAUCCGUCACUCGGGGACUCCCGCCCCCUAUUUCUUCCUGGCUGCCGGCGACGGAACUGAGCUGAGCGUUUGCGGGCUGCUGGGCAGUAGGUUGAGCUCAGAUUCCAAAUGAAAAUGUUUGAGAGCAUUGACUCUACAGCCACAAGAUCUGGCCUGGACCUUUGGGCUGAAAUUUGUUCCUGUCUGCCACAACCUGACCAACAGGAUGGUGCCAGCAAUGCCUUCUCAGACUCCUUUAUGGAUUCUUAUCCUGCAGGCGCAGGCCAGAGGGAGGCCCCAGACUUUGCUGUGCAGUCAGCUGAAAAGCCUUGGGCUCCCUUGCAGGAUUCAGAAGUGUAUUUAGCCUCUCUAGAAAAGAAACUGAGAAGAAUCAAAGGUUUAAAUCAGGAAGUGACUUCCAAGGACAUGCUUCGAACCCUGGCCCAAGCAAAGAAGGAAUGCUGGGAUCGGUUCCUCCAGGAGAAGUUAGCAUCAGACUUCUUUGUGGAUGGACUUGAUUCUGAUGAGAGCACCUUGGAACAUUUCAAGAGGUGGCUUCAGCCAGAUAAAGUAGCCAUCAGUACAGAGGAGGUCCAGUAUCUGAUUCCUCCAGAGUCACAGGUUGAGAAGCCAGCGGCCGGGGAUGAGCCAGCAGCAGCGGAACAAUAAAUUACACACGCACACGCCGAGCAGCUGUCUUGAGUCCAGAGGGAACAGCUGAGAUCUCGGCAGCAAGCGCAUCAAGGAGAAAUCUAGGGAGGGAAAAAAGCCCAGCCUUCCACUCCGCCAAGCAAGCAGCCACGGGCCCCCGAGAACUUGCUGGGGGCUGGCACGUGUGACUGUCUUGGGUAAAGUGACUGAUCCAGUGUGUGCUGGAUCAAAAUACCGCCUUUCUCUCUGUCUCACAGCUCGCCUGAGCUCUGUCGCUGCAGGUGAGAAGUCUGCCAAGAAUCCAGUGAAGGACCAAGUGUGAAAGUAUUUGGAGAAACAGAUGCCCUUGUGUAUAAUGUAUAAGUUAAGUGAGCCGUGUUUUUUUUGCCUCUUCUGUAUGUUCCCACCUGUGUCCCAAGCGUUCCCUUGAUAAAUUGUCAAGGGUGCCUGGGGCCAAAGAGGUUAAAGUCUGCUUCCUUGAAUCCAAGCUCCAUCUGGGGCUUCUCUGACAAGUCCAUAAUAAAUAUAGUGACUUUAGGAAAAGAGGCUGGGUUUUCCUUCAUCUGAUGUGUUCCUUGUGGGGAAGAUGGAUGAAAGAAGUGUGAAAAUGUGGGUGUUUCUAUGUGUAUAUGUAUUUUUUUUUCAUGCAUGGUUUCUCCCCUAACUUCCUCCUGCACU